Molecule: messenger RNA, 1215 nt
Organism: Daucus carota subsp. sativus
Lineage: Eukaryota; Viridiplantae; Streptophyta; Magnoliopsida; Apiales; Apiaceae
Exons: 7
Coding region: 1-1074 (357 amino acids)
Source: RefSeq, a predicted model, not a curated record
AUGGAUUCCACAGCUCCUAAAAAGCGUGGCUUGGGUAGGGGGCCCACUCAAAUCCCCAGGGCACCUACUAACCCAGACGACCGGGAACUUAUUCAACUUCGUCAAACCCCAUAUAACGUUGAUUUUGCAGAUCAUAGAAUUGUGAAGUGCAUCUCUCAGCUGUGCCUUCAGAAUUGGCCUACCCCUGCCAUUAGGUGGGUUAGCACACCUACAGCACAUAAGGAUGCAGUAUGGGCUGAAUUUCAGAAACGAUACAGGUGGGCGGAUGAAGACGGUCCUACUAUUUCUGAUCUGUUUUGGAGAAAAUGUGCAGAUCGAACCAAAGACAAUUUGUCAAAAGAGCGCACAAAAGCCCUGCAGAAUGCUAGCAAUGCAUUUCCAGGUCAAGGGGAUUUGCAUAUGCAUAAGUUUAACCCAUGGUGGUGUAGCGCUGAUAUUUGGGCUCAGAUGUGUGCUCAGUGGACAGAGCCUGAGUUUGUGCACAAAAGUAAUACUGCCUCGGGAAAUAGAUGUGGAGGUGCUGAGAAGGCAAAAGGUACAUACAAGGGAGGUAGUAUAUCCCAGGGGCAGCAUAUGGCUAACAAGGAGUCUCAAUCUCAGGGUACUAUCAACUGGUUGGAUGUGUACGUGGCUACUCGUGAAGGCAUACCUGCUGCUCAGGAAGUAGCGAAAAAUUAUCGCACUUUAGUUGCUGAGCGCUAUCCUGAGGGCACUCAGCCCCCGAAUAUUGAUCAGGAGCUUUGGGAGAGGGCCUCUAUUGUGAAGAAGAACUAUGUCAAGGGUCAGGGACAACGAAGACGCCCAUCUAUCUUUGGCUCAACCUGUAGCACACAGUCUUCACAGUCACCGAGUCAUCCACCUGUUCAUACUCCUGCUGACUGUGUUCGAGCUAUAUGUCAGGAUCGAGCGCUUCUUCGUGUAUUAGGAGGACAUCUUGGGCUUAUGGAUCCUGAUGAGUUAGCUCGUGCUGUGGCUGAGGCAGCAGCAUCGCAGCAAAGUGAUGGUAGGCAGGGUGAUCGUGAUGACCAGGAUGCUGAUGAUUAUGAUCAUGAUGCUGAUAUUGGAGGAUCUUAGUGUAUCAACAAAGUGAUGGUCGUAAGGGUGAUCAUGCCGAUUAGGAUGCUGAUGUUGGAGGAUCUUCGAGCAUUUAGGUGUUAGUAUUGUACUGCUUGGAUGAUAUUUGGAACAUAUGGUUGUGUUGCUGAAAUUUUAAGG